Messenger RNA from Porites evermanni, 3267 nucleotides. Lineage: Eukaryota; Metazoa; Cnidaria; Anthozoa; Scleractinia; Poritidae. The record is from the annotation of a GenBank genome assembly.
AUGGCACCGAUCGAGCCUCCUGCGAGAGAAAUAGAAGAGCUUGUUGAGAGAUUAACAGAGUACAGAGUUGGCGCGUACGAGCGGUUUGAUGAUGCUCGGGACGGGGAAAUGGAUGGCUUCCGUUUGAAUAUCGUACUGUUUGGAAUGGCAGGGUCUGGAAAAUCAGCCUUGAUUAACACCAUCUUCGAAUGCUUGGAGACGGGUACACGGCCUGCUGUAACCCAAACGACCGGAAGGGAAGGAACGAAGAUUUUAGAAGCUUGUGAUCUGCCGAACUUUGUCACGAUCUAUGACACCAGAGGAUUUUUUGAUCUUGGCAGGAUAGAGGAAGGUACAAAAGCUUUCACUCCUAAAUCAUUUUAUUUUGUAAAAUACAGUAUGUGUUUUUUAAUCCGGCGUGUAGAACCAUUAUUUUUGUUUCUUAACUAAGUGGAAAAAUUCAUAAAGUGAAACCGAUAGUGUUAAUGUUUCACUAAGCGAUACGUAUAACGACUACAACUGUAAAAACCUCACUUUCCUCGAAAUUUUAUUUUGUCCAUCGUUUUUGCCAUUUUGAGGAUGAAACAAGGAAGUUGAGAGGCAUAGGGUGAGGGAUGUUCUAGUAGAUGGGGAGGGUGAGUUUCGUUGUUUUGAUUCCCGGAAGGACCCCGGAAGCAAGUCGUUUUUCAAAGCUUUAUUAUUUGUAAUAAUAACAAGAAGAAGAAAGUUCUUUCUACAGAUGGCCUAUGUCACAUAAUGUGGUUUUCAAUAGUGCACUGCAUAAACACUAAAAACUACAGUACUAGAAAUAUUAAAAUAGAUGAACUAAGAAAUGUCACACUAAGCGAACUUAUUAAGAUUUGAAAUGUUUAAGUAAUGAAAUUUUAAAACAAAAACUAAAAACUACAGUACUGAAAAUAUUAAAAUAGAUGAACUAAAGAAAUGUCACACCAAGCGAACUUAUUAAGAUUUAAAAUGUUCAAGAUUCUUUAAUUUGGUAACGUUCUCCAAUGGAUCAUUGUUGGCUAUAAGAGCUAUGACAUUAAAUUGACUUAGUUUGUUACGUCCUCCAAUGACCAUAAACUUCGACUUAGUAACGUUUAGUGUCAGCUUAUCGUCAUGUAACCAAGAUGUAAUAGCUGCCAAGUCUGCAUUGAGCUUUGAUUGCAAAUUGGUUGGCGAGCUCUCAUGAUAAUUAAAUGCCAUGUCAUCAGCAAACAUCGUCAUCUUUGAGUGCUGCAGUUCAGAUUGAAUGCCAUUAGUAUACACCAAGAAUAGCAAUGGACCCAAAAUGCUGCCCCGUGGUGUUCUCCCUAGGGAGACAAUGCAUUAACACACAUCGUUUGUUCAACUCGACGAGAGAGAUAUGAGCGGAACCAUUCCAAGCUUUUCCCUGCUACUCCUAGUGACUUGAGUUUGUUGAUGAGGAGCAGAUGAUCAACAGUGUCAAACGCCUUGCGAAGGUUCAGGAAAGUUGCAAGCAUUAACAUUAGGGUUGCUUACCAUUUUUGUGGGGAAACCAAAAGUAUAUUCCAUUCCGUUGGAAAGCUUCAUAAAAUAUAAGGUUUCUCCCCACAAUAUACCCACACAAAAUCAAAGUCAAGGGGUGGUCACUGAUACAACGCCUAGUGGUUUUAUUGCUCGCUAGUCGCCACAGAGGGGUCUUUCCGUUUUUCGUUCAUACGAUUUGUGCAAAAGAAGGCAAAAUCUUCUCCUUAGUUAUUCCAAGACUUUGAGUGUUGACCCUCUUGGGAACUGAAUGGGGUCUUGGGCUCUUAACUCUGCCGAUCGACCAUUUAAACUAUACAGCUUUCAGUACUAGAUAAGUGAUAUUGGAGGAAACGUAUGUCUAAAAUACUUAUCUUUCGGUUGUAUAGGAGAGCUGUUUCGUAUUAUUUAUGGAAUUGAGAGACCUGGAGAUGAUCUGACGCGAGAUUACACGAGUGCUGCAAAAGCAAUAGAAGGUGGGGUCGGUGCUCACAGGCUCAAAAAAAAGCCCAUUGCUGACCAAAUGCAUGUGAUACUGUGGGUGAUUAAAGCUAACGAUGUUAGAUUUGAAACUGGAAAGUACCAGGAGAUAAUCAAGUUUGCUCAACACCAGAUGAAAGAACAAAGUGAGUCCUUAAUAUUUCUUAAAUUGAGGCACGUGUCCCAUACCAAUUGACUAAAAAGAUUUUCGCCCAAUGAUCCCCCGCGAAUAUCGAAAAAUCCCGAUCAAGAACACUAUAUGUUUUUCAGAAAGGGCUAUACAGAGGACCGUAGCCUGUUGCAGGUGUUAAGAUUGUGGGGACAGCGCAAGGAGGCGUGAGCAGGAAAAACAGCGAGGGGUGGGGUAGGGAGCAAGGGCGCAGUUUCUUACUCUCUUCAAUCGUCUCUCGGGCUUCUUAUUUUUUUCUCGCUCUUUGACUCAGCGCCACACUCCAUUAUCUGACCGCCUGAAACAGGCUGAAGGACCGAGACUCCUUCAUCUUUGAAGACCCAGUGGCAGAUAGAGGGAUAAGUAAAUUGGCGCGGUUCCAGUAGCACUCAAUGCAAAAUGCAUUUCACUCUAUUAAGGCGAAGUGUAGAAAAAAAGUCAUCUUUCGACAAAACGGAUCACGAAAAGGGUACUAAAUGAUUCCGUGGAGGUGGAGUAGGUAUUUCUCUUACGAAUGGCUGACAGAGGAAUGACGGCUUAAAACUCGUCAGCUGACUCAAUAACACCACAUUUUCCGUGUGUUCUAGUACUCUCCGGCUCUCCGUGGUACAUGCCACAUAGUUUGAACCUUCGAAAAGAGAUAAAUUGACGGUGGGAAUUAGCGUGCGCGAAACAUGGAGGAAGCCUUCCUGUCGCGCCUUAAUUCAUCCUUUCCCUUCCCGCAAAACGGCUGCCACGCAAGCUACAUGUCAGCCUAAUGUCUAGUUUGGUUUUUGCUUUGUUUUUCUGUUUCUUUUAUUAUAGUUAUCACGAUCAUUACGGUCAUCACUUUUGACGAUGAAAUACAGAGUAUGCCAAACCCUGGCGAACGAAGAAAAAAGUUAAAGGAAGCAGCGAGAGAAGUUACUGGAAGUGAGCCGAGAGAUGUCUUUAUGAUCGCGAACUCUAUACCUAAUCAAGAGUUUGACCCGGCGUACAAGAAGGAAGUGUUGAAGAUGUUAGAGCGAGCUUUGAAGUGUGGAGAGCUGUCGGUCAAGAUGCGGCAGGCGCAGAGGGAAAGUUUGAAGAGAUCCAUGUGCGAGCCUCGAGGCAGAGCUGAAAAAUGCCCUGUAGAAAAUACGGAGCCUCCUGACUACAAGAGCUUGCCAUGA